AGUCAGGGGCCGUGCGGGGCCAUGGGCUGCUGCCAAGACAAGGACUUUCCGACCACCGAUGAGCAGGCCAAAGAGUUCGAGGGAGCUGGGGAAGGUAGGACCAGGGGCGGUGAGGGCCCGGGUUGGGGAAGGCGCUGCCCCAGGGGAGAGCCCUGGAGGUCCACGGCGGCGGAGGGUAGGGGUGAGUUCAGCGGCCUCGUCCCUGCAGGCGCCCACGGAAUCGAUUUGGACUCCCCGGGCCACCGGAAUCGCAAGUCGAACGAAAGCCUUCUGAUCACCGUGCUGUGGCGGCGGCUAUCCCUGUUCAGCCGCCGGGGCUCCUCGCGGUCCACCAAGAGGCAGUCAGAGCAGAUCCAGAAGAAGGAGAGUCCGAUCCCGGAGGACAAGCCUGAGGACAGCCAGGAAGAGCCGGAGAAGGGGUGACCCCAACCCUGCUGUCAGUCCGCCGCAGCCCUCAGAGAAUAAAAUUUCUAACGUGGACCCGCCACGUGACUC
Lepus europaeus (European hare) is the source of this 495-nucleotide messenger RNA. RefSeq names its product testis expressed 54 (gene TEX54). Lineage: Eukaryota; Metazoa; Chordata; Mammalia; Lagomorpha; Leporidae. The record is from RefSeq and is a predicted model, not a curated record.